ACACCUCUCCUUCUCCCUUUUCAAUUUUCUGUUGUAGCUCUAUAUUUCUUUAGUAGUUUUGCCAUUAACGUUAACUCGUAAGUUAUUUAGUAUUACUUUUUAUUGUUAUAUUUUAUUUUUGAUUUUUAUGAUAUUAACUGAACUACGGUUUUAUCGCAGAUGGCAUUCCAAAAGUUCACGCUUGGCUUAAGGUGGAAUGGUUACACGGAAGAGACCGGAAAGGGGGUCACCUACGUAGGUGACAAUUUUCAAAAGAUAAAGGUCGCUACCAGACCGCUGCUUGAAGACCUCCAUCAAAUGUGCACUAACGUUACUUGCAUGGAUGGCACGAGAAGAGUUGAUCGUAUGGUGUACCGAUAUCCAAACAGAGAAAGUGGGUCAUUGUGGCAUGAGGAAUAUCUCAUAACCACUCAGGAUGAGGUAGAUGCCAUGCUCGAAUUCAUGAGGUCCAACAAUCUUUCCAAAGCCGAGAUGUUCGUUUACACCAAGCCGGUCGUAGGCGUUGGAGGUCAUUCUGGACACGGUCAAAUAUCUGGUAUCCAUGGUGGAGGUGAAUUAUAUGGCGAUCAUCCCUACCAAAGUUACCAUGAUCCUCAUUCAUAUUUUCAGUACCAAGAGCAAGGUGAAUGUCAUCAUCAAUCUUUCCCGUCAUAUGAAGAAGAAGUUCAACUGGACCUCCCCAACCAACCUCAGUACAACUUCCACUCAGGCAGCGGUAGUUUUCAAAACUACCAUUAUGGAGCUGAUGAAGGUGCCUUUCAUGAGCUGGAUCAGAUGGAGGAUGCCCUACCAGCACCAGUCAGUGACCCCUCUGAUGAAGAAGGAGAGAACAACGUCAGUGCAGACAGCUCCGACCCUCUUGAAGGUGCUGAUGAUUCAGGACCAGAGUCAGACUCAGCUAAUGAUGAUGAGGUGGCUCGUGACCGUGUACCAGUCCCCUACUACAAUCACAUUCCAGACGACAAUUGGAUGGUCGACAGCGACAUGGAGCCGCCAGAGGUCCCAAUAUGGGGUCCACUCACUGGGUUUAUGAAGGGCCAACAAUUUGGCUCGAAGAAGGAGGUGCGGCAGGCCAUUGAGACAGAAGCAAUGACUCGGCAUUUUGAAUGGCACACAACUCAUUCCAACACUAAAAGGCUCAUAGUCAGAUGCCGUAAUCAUCACGAGGGGUGCAAUGUUAGGAUUCGGGCCAUCAACAUCAAGAGACACGACCACUGGGUCAUAUCCCGUGCGGUGAACACACACACAUGUGUGUCAUCCAUAACUUCCCAAGGCCAUCGACAGUUGAAAUCCAGGGUGGUUGCUGCGGCUAUCAAGCAUCUAAUUGAGCAAGAUGGGUUAGGAUGAUCACUCACGCACACCGGUUUGCCGUCGAUGGGCAGAUGGGUUAGGAUGGCGACAUCCUUUAGCGUGAUGGUGGCCUCUCCUUCUCUAAAGUUGAAACAAUGGGUCUCCUUUCUCCAUCUCUCAACUAAUGCGGUGAUGAGUUGGCGAUCAACUUUGAUGCCGUUAAAAUGCCUAAUCGGGUCCAACCGUGCCCUUUUGAGAAAGGGCAAGAUAGCUGGGUGGAAUGGGAGCACAUUGGUCGUACCCCUGUAGCGGAUUAUUGUUUGUGCCUCCUAGGGAAAAUUUACACGUUAAUUAUUAUAUAUCAGUAAGGGUUUUUUCCUUAUAACUAAAUUAAUUAAAUUAAAUUAUUUAA
Molecule: messenger RNA, 1702 nt
Organism: Linum trigynum
Lineage: Eukaryota; Viridiplantae; Streptophyta; Magnoliopsida; Malpighiales; Linaceae
Source: the annotation of a GenBank genome assembly